UUUGAACUAAUUCUCCCUCGUGGAUAAUUUGACCUUGUAGAUUGGUGAAGGAAAAUCAUUGGGAAUAACUUUGGGUUCAUUGGAGAAUAAUCUUCAGAACCAUUUGGCCAUUCUUUGUCCUCCUCUUCAGGCCUUGUGUCGAUUCUUCUAGAGUUGAAUAGCUUCCUCUGCGUUGUUCCCAUCGAAAUCCUUCAAUCAAGGGAUAGAUAUAGCAGGGGGACAGAUAGGUAAGUAACACAGGGGUGUAUUACCCCCCAGGGUGAAUCCUAGCAGAGCGAUGCUGGAGGGGAAAAAGAAGAACGGCGUCGUCUCUACCAUCAGCAGCGCCAAUAACAACCAGACCCCUUCCACUUUCCCGAACACUGUUGAUGCAGCACGCCGCUUUGCGUUGCUAUUGGAGCGUUGUGCUGCUCCCCUUUCGAGCCCGCUGAGUCUGAUUGGAGGGCUGGGAGUUGGAAUCCCGCCCCCGCAGCGCCUCUUAUGCCACUCCUCCCUGCUUCUGGCCCAGCUCAAAGCACAGCUCGCCAUCAAUCAGCUCGUUGCCGCGGGAAACAUCGCCAACGCCGUUACCUGCGCCAACCAUCCACUACCCUCCCCUCACCCCCAUCCUCCUCUUGCCCUCUUCCUCAACCUCUUGAAAGCGGCAUCCACCACCAAUAACAUGUACCAUCCCCUAUAUAAGCCGUUAGGGGGUCAGUACUCUUCACAAGCCCAGAGAACACCAGCUCAGAUGGGGCGGUAUGGACUCACACAAGCCCAGUCCGGGAUGGACCCUCUGUUGGCCUCACGCCUGGGUCUGGGCCCUGUCUCUGCUGGUGGUUCCUCUGGUUUUUCCAGCCAGGGGGGCAUGAUGUCCUCGAUGGGGUACAACCUGGGGCAGAGAUCAACCGGGAUGACCCCGGAGUUGGAGAUAGACCACCACAUCCGCUGGGCCAGAGAGGACGUGAGACUGCUCAGCCAGAUGGUGCAGCAGAAACAGAACCAGCAGACCCAAAUGAAUCUUCGCCUGAAUCGCAACCCCGGGGAUGACCUUUCGUCUAGGGUAGGGAUGGGUAGCUACACCUCUGGCCGGUCCUGCAGCGACCAGCAGAGCUCCAUGGCCUCCUGGUCUGGCCACGUGACCCAGUCUGCUUCCUCUAAGCUCUUCUCCUCCCCCCUCUCUCAGUCGUCCCCUUCCACCUCCCAGAUGUACCAAAGCCAAACCUCUGGGUUUGGUGGUGCGGGAGAGCCGGGACCCACCUCAAUGGGUUCUGAGGCGCCCCUGAGUGUCUCCGCCUCGUCUGGCACCGAUCCUCCAGCCCGGUACACACCAGAGUCCGCCAGCAACAUCCUGGCGAGUUUUGGCUUGUCCAACGAGGACUUGGAGCUCCUGAGCCACUAUCCAGACGAUCAGCUGACCCCAGACAACCUGCCCUUCAUCCUCAGAGACAUCUGCAUCCGUAAGGCCAAUAGAAACAUGGAUGUGGACCAUCGGCAUGACAACAGACCCAGCCCGGGGACGGACCACUUAGGUGGAGGACGGAGCAAAGUUAUCGAUUAUGGAAGUACUGAUGCUUCUAAAUACGACAGUUAUGACAAUAUUCGAUCCAAUAGUUACGGCGGACAAGAUCCGCUCCCGAAAGAGUCGAUGAAAUACGCUGUCGGAGACUCUCCAAGUGGGCACACCGGGACACCGUACGGCACUGUUGGAAGAUCCAUGACCUCAGGCCUUCCCGAGCAACAGCAGAUUUGCAGCGCUGCAGUCCAGAGUUAUAUCUCUCUCCCCAAGAGUGACAACGACACUCGUAUCGGUCUUCCUCCGCCUUCCAGCCUAACCCAAAAGACCCUCAAAACCCACGACUUAUCUAAAGCGGCACCCAAACCUAUGAACAUCCCUGUCCACGGCGGAGACCAAGGACUCGACCGACUCCUCUCAUCUCAGAAUCGAGGCACUGCUCGAGGCCAGGUUCAGCCUCGGUCCGACCUGGUGGUUCUUAGUGGUGGAGUUGGAGGAGAUGCAAGACUCAAGAUCGGAGGUAUCCCAGUGGGGAUUCCUCCCCCCACGCCACCCCUCAUGUGGCCUCCCCUAUUCCCCGUAAUGAAUCCGUCGGUUCCCCCUCCCGGUCACGUUCCGGUGACUUGUCCGCCUCCCCUGAUGGGUCCGCCUCCCCUGGUGGGUCCGCCUCCCCUGGUGGGUCCGCCUCCCCGGAUGGGUCCGCCUCCCCGGAUGGGUCCGCCUCCCCUGGUGGGUCCGCCUCCCCGGGUGGGUCCGCCUCCCCGGGUGGGUCCGCCUCCGUCGAUGUUCCAGCAGAUCAACAUCCCACCCCCAACGUUGAUGAUGCCGACGAGGUUGCCGGCUCCGACCACGAUGAGCGAUUACUCCGCAGCUUCUCCCAGAAUCUUUCCUCAUACCUGUUCUCUCUGUAACGUAGAAUGUGCCCAGCUAAAGAACUGGAUUGAGCAUCAAAACACCAGCCUCCACAUCGACAACUGCCGGCUGCUCAGGAAAUUGUAUCCUGACUGGAACGGGGAAACUGUGUCAAGCCCUGCUCCCAGUAGAAACGACAACAACCAGAGUUCCUCCAAACGUCGCCAGACCACCUCUCGUUCUCCGUCCCGCUCUCCUUCUCCUCGCCUCUCCUCCUACCGCACCUCGUCCUCCGCUGCUCGCCGACCUCGAUCCAGGGAACGAUCCCGCUCCCGGGAACGUAGACACAGCGCCGGCAGACGGCGUUCCCGGUCUCCUGGUUCGCGCCGGGAGCGUGACCCUCCGGCGUCGUCGUCUUCGCACCGGGAUCGGGAACGUCGGCGUUCCCGCUCGCCCCAGACAACUUCUUCAUCCCGGAGGAGGUCGCGUUCUAGGAGCUAUGAGCGGGAGCGUCGGGAGGCGAGGAAGAGCAGCCCUUCAGCAGGAGGGAAGAGCAGACAGCAGAAGUCUAGCAGUGCUGAGAGACUGGCCAAGAAACUACUGGAGUCAUCUGCUGGCCUCUCCCUGACUAAGAACACCAGUCUAGAAGUUCUGAUGCAGUCCCUGGCCCCUGCUCUCCUGGCCGAGCUCGCCAAAAAGAAGGGAGGCCGCUCCUCCUCCCGGAAGACUGAAACGGGAACGUCCAAGGGUGGCAAGGCAGGCACCGGAUCUGGGAGGACAUCAAACAAGAAAUCCUCCUCGCCCUCCAAAUCAUCCUUCAAAUCGUCCAGCUCAGCUCCUUCCAAGACUAAGAAGAAGGGAGCACCAGGGACCUCCGCUCUGUUAAGACUGAAGAAUAUCCCCCAACACACAGCUCAUGAUGAGGUGGUGAAGGCCGUGGAACCCUUCGGAAAGAUCAACACCGUCAUCCAGCUCAAGCCCAUACAGCAGGCAUCUGUGUUGUUUGAGAGGGAGGAGGAUGCUAAGAAGCUGGCUAGCUGUAAGAACCUGACCAUCAAAGGUCAGACCGUCACCGUACUAACGGAGAAAGAUGCUCUGCUGGACGACUCCAAGGAACUGAACCAAACCAACAAGUCUACCGAUGAAAAGAGCUCUUCAGCAGCCAACACCCACACCACCAAGUCAACCGCAACCAAAAUGUCUUCUACAUCCUCAACUAAACCGCAAACUGACUGUCCCAAGACCACACCCAAAGGGUCGAGGGUUAACACCAAGGCUCAGCCAACCACGGCUAAGGGGGCUGUCCACACCCUCAUUCCUAAACUGCCUGGUUGUGGAAAUAAUAGGUUUGUGAAGAUUGAAGGUUUACCAGAGACUGGCUAUACAGAGGAAGAUGUUCUGGAUCUGGUGAAGCCUUACGGAUACAAACCUGGACUCUACAACUGUUUCAUUCUGCCUGCACAGAGAUGGGCCAUAAUCCGUAUGGACGGAGUACAGAACAGCUCUGUUAUGGUGACAAACUACACACAGUCUCCUCCCAAACUACUAGACUGUCCCCUCUCCUUCACGUUGAUCUGCCCUGAUACAGGCCUCGUUCAGGAGAAUGUCUACACAACGCUGAAGGGCCUCACCACUUCUGACACGACAUUGAAGGAACGCCUUCUGAUCGUCAGUAACGUCCCCACGGGGACUACGGCAACCCAAGAGGUUCACGACCUCGUCAAACGCUUCGGAUCCUACCUCGAUUCGCUAUCUCUGAUCAACAGGAUUUAUUUUGAGAUGGAGUCGUCCUCGAUAGCCAUGGCGGUAUGUCUUCAUUUCCAGAAGUUCCCCUGUGUAGUUCAGAACAAGCCUCUGAAGUUCAACAUGCUGGUCAAGGUUAAACACCCGGCUCAGCCGCAGCUCCCAGCCAAGAAGACACCUGUCACCAGCACCAGAGCCAAGAAGAAGACGGUCCAAGGCAAGAAGCCUGUCGCUAAAGGUACAACACCAGGUAAAUCUGUUCCUACCACCACCUCUGCCACACAGCCUGUGGUUACCCAACACCCGGGAGAUGACGGAGGCGCCGUCCAGUCCAGUGACACCAUAGCGAUAGACUCCGACGCGACCGCAACGGAACCCAGUCCAGUCGUCAUGGACCCCGUGACGACCAACCACGACCAAAGCCAAACCGCUGCAAAACCGGAUGGCGAGAAUGGAGAAACCAUAGCAACCGCUACCGUUCACGCUGCUAGCGUUGCCGGUUCUGUACCAGCACCCGUAGCUCGCCCAGUGUCUGUAAAAGGUGAAGACAACCUGUUAGACUUCAGUCCGGUAACUCAGGAGAUCCUGAAGGCCCUGGAGGCAGCAGUGCACCAACACCGCCUGGAGAGACAAGCCGAGGAACAGAGACAGGACCAGGGAGAGAAGGACAAGCCUCCAUCCGACAAGAAGAGCUCUGUAGCUGGGGAGAAGGGGGAGACCAAGACCCCGGCUGGAGGACUGAACCAGGCCCCAGCUCACCCAGAGAAGAAGACUGGAGAGAAGACAGAGACACAGACUCAACCAGAUGAGAGAAAUAGACCUGCGCUUUCUCUGAAGAAAAAAAAGCUACAACCUGAGAAGUCACAGAUCGAUAAAAAGCCUCCAACCACACCAGCGAAGAAGACCACAACACAGACGGAAGGUGCAAAGAAACCACCUUCAGGCUCUGGACAACCAAAGAAGAACCAGGGGAAGACCCAAGUCUAUGGAGGAAGAGGCAGGCGCAGGGACCAUUCUUCCCCAGAAAAGAUAGACUCUUCCAGGCAUAGAAGCAGCCGGGCGGCCUCCGAGGAGGAGCAGGGUCCUCCGACGUCGAGACACGGCGACUCCUCUAGCUCUUCUUCUGGCUCCUGCAGGAGCAACAGACAGAACUGCAGUCCCGCCAAGAAGAAGGGGAGGAAAGAGGAGGAGGAGAUGAGUAAGGGCCACCGUAGUAGAACUAGCCAGUCUUCUAGGAGUGAGUCUAGAGAUCAGGAGGCAGCAGAGAGAAAGGGUGUUGGCUACGUGGUGGAUGAGUUCACGUCCGACCUCAAUCCUGGUGACGCCAACCCAUUCGACCUGGACCAGUUCAACAUGGAUGAGUUCGUCACCGUGGACGAGGUGGAAGGGGAUGAGGCGGACAACGCCAACCCACCAGAAUCAUCAUCUUCAUCACCCAACCCACCAGAGCCAUCAUCUUCAUCACCCAAUACCCAAGAUGGCACCUAUGGAAGGUCGGAACGAUCAUCCAAACGCAAGAGGGGUACCCCUGAUACCCCAAUUUCUACUAUGAAGUCAAGCCAGGAAAAAGAGAGACCCUUGUCCAAAAGCACUCCCACCCCAUCCUCUUCUACCUCUACCCUCCCUGGACAGAAGACUCCACGACAAGCCGCAACAGCCAAAAAAACGCAGGCGGCAAAACCUCAACCCCCCGCCACCUCCGGACGCAAGACCAGGUCGUCAGCCGCAGCUGCUGUUGUUGCGACGGGAGCCGCAGAAACCCGAGAAACUGUCACUGACGAUGACCCCACAGUCAGGAUGGAAGCGGAGCCUCUUCCCGUGGAGCGUCUGUCUCAGCCAAUGGGGGAAGCAGCCGCUGCUCAGUUGGUAGAGGAAGUAGUGGUCACAACGGGAAGUGACAUGGAGGGUAUGUUACCGUCAUCCGACCACAAGGUGUCAGUGUUGGGCACGGCAUUGCCGGCGAACAAGGAGGCAGAAAGUGUUGGGUCAGAGAUUGAUAUGGAGACUACAGCUGAAAAACCUCCAGAGGUAGUCGGGAGCGAGGAGAAGGCCCAGGCUAAAAAAGGUGACUCGAUUCUGGGUAGCAAGGCUCAGAAUGAAGGCUGCACACUGGAGCUUGGCUUGACUGAUCCGUCUUCCACAGCCAAGGAGCAAGACCUUCAAACAACCCUAGAACUACAAGGGCUUGAGACGGUGUCGGGUCACCAAGUGCCCCGGGGUUUACAGAUACUCAACAAAACCGUGGAUGACACCGUGGUGCCUGCAGCCUCUGAAUCUACGGGUUCCCAGGAGCUCCAAACUACUCUAGAGGAACGGCAAGACGAAGAAGAAUCUGCUUUCCACAUCCUGGACUCUGUAGAAGACACUGACGGCCGAAGAGAUUCUCUACCCAGAGAGAUGGAAGGGUUCCACAUCCUGGACUCUGUAGAUGAUCCGGUGGCUGCGACAGAAGCUCUGGAAAACCAUUCUACUGAAUCUAAGGGUACCUCAAAACCCCAGAAAGCGAGUUACAAAAAGGGUAAUAUUCAAAAGAAGGAUGGCAAGAAGAUACAGACCCCCCCAGUGGAGUCGGAGAGGGGUGAGGGAGGUACCCACAAAAAGACCCCUGAGAAGACACAGACCCCCCCAGUGGAGUCGGAGAGGGGUGAGGGAGGUACCCACAAAAAGACCCCUGAGAAGACACAGACCCCUGAGAAGAUACAGACCCCUGAGAAGAUACAGACCCCUGAGAAGAUACAGACCCCUGAGAAGACACAGACCCCCCCAGUGGAGUCGGAGAGGGGUGAGGGAGGUACCCACAAAAAGACUAACCGUGUCACCUUGGAUGAGGUGAGUGAGGAAGAGGAGAGUUACCCUGACGACGCUGCCGAAGAGGAAGAGCUGAUGAAGAAGGAGAAACGACGAGACAGAGAAUGGGAGGAGAAGAGGAGUACAAAGCGGGUGAGGAGCAGAGAGAAGGAGCAGGAAUGGAAGAGUGGGAAGGGGAGGUUCAGUGUGGAUACGGAAUGGUUGGUGACUCUGGAUGAGAUUGGAGGAGAUGGGGAUGAGAGAGGAGAGGAGGGUGCGAGGGAUCAGGAGAGCGGAAUAAAUGAGGCAGACCUUCAAGAAUUGGUCACUCUGGAUGAGAUCGUUGACGAGGAAGGAGGGGAGGGUCCUAGCCCGGAGCCUCACCCAUUCAGGCAGGAGGACGAAUCAGAAGACUCCUUCAACACAGAGACUAUGGUGACCCUGGAUGAGACUGGAAGUGAUCAUGAGAUGGAGGAAGUGCAGCCCAAGAAGUCUCCAGAACCAGCCCAGACCCGGCACGCUGACAACACAGAAACAUUACCCGAAGCAUCAGAAGCAACAAGCAGGAGGUUCUAGCCAAGGCUCCGCCUCCAAGUGACCCCCCUGACCACACCCCUGGGUGUGUCUAAAAUGUGACCAUUUCCCCAGUGCUCUGGUUGAUAGAUAGGGCUCUACUAUAUAAUAGGGUGAUAGAGUGCAGUUUGAUAUUUCGGCUGGUCUAGGAUCAGGUCGCCCCGUGUUCAUAUUGUCUUAUUCAUUAUGAUUUAAAAGGUAAAACUGGUCCUGGAUCAGCCUUCCCUGAGACGCUUUGUGAAUACGUUUCCGUGGAUAAUCGGGUCCAAUAUGACACAGAUUUUUAGAUUCAUUUGUUUUGUUAGCUUUUUUUUGGGGUGGAUUUAAAUAUCAUUAAACUGUUUUAAUUUAUCCAGAGUAACUCAGUCAGCAGAGACCAGACAUAAUUAUAUGUAUACGGAGAAAGUAAUAAAUGUCGUUUUUAUUACGAA
Molecule: messenger RNA, 7881 nt
Organism: Oncorhynchus mykiss (rainbow trout)
Lineage: Eukaryota; Metazoa; Chordata; Actinopteri; Salmoniformes; Salmonidae
Molecular function (GO): RNA binding
Source: RefSeq, a predicted model, not a curated record